AUGCUAGAUGAGGAGCUGAUCUUGAAAAGGAUUUUCUCAAAUAUUAGCAGUGUGACAAAUAUAAGAUUUGUUCCUAGGACAAGCCAGGAUUCUGAUUAUCUUCUUAUCUCUGAGGAUAUUGGUAAAUAUGGAUGCGGAUGCUGUUCUAUUGGAGUAGGAUAUUCAGAGGGGUCUGGAGCUCAUGUACUAGUUCUGGCUCCAGUUUCAGAAGGAGGUUGUGGAGUUAAUCAUAUUGGAGGUACACAUGAAAUACUGCACAUUCUGGGGUUUAGUCAUGUUCAAAACAGACCGGACCGAUGUAAUUAUAUAGAUGUUGAUACGCGGCACUUGAGCGGGUGGGGAGAAUGGAGUGUCGGGCAGAUUACUGAAUCAGCUGAUUGGUUUUCUCUCAGGAUCCCGUAUGACUGUUCCUCAUAUGUUCAUUAUUAUCAAUUACAGGGCGCAGUCUGGAAUAAAGAUAUUAUGGCCAAGGUUGAUAGCUUCAUGGAAAAUCAGGGUUGCGAAUCAUUCCAAAGAGGAAAAUUUAUGAAUAGAUGCUUGGUUGAAGGAGGGUUUACGGAAAACGGCAGAGUUAUCAAGGAUGGAUAUGAAAGAUGUUUGGAGGCGUGGAAUGCUAAACACAAAAAGUGUGUGGACUAUAUAUCAAACAGAUAUCCGACCUUCCAGCCGGUCGAUCCUAAUGGAAGAUGUAAAAAGAACGGAAUUAAUAAAUCUGAGAGAUUAUCUUUUCAACUUUCAGAGGUUUCGAAGAGGAAGGGAAACGGUAUAUGUGACCCAGGGAAUAAUCAUAUAGGUCAAUAA
Molecule: messenger RNA, 801 nt
Organism: Eurytemora carolleeae
Lineage: Eukaryota; Metazoa; Arthropoda; Copepoda; Calanoida; Temoridae
Product: zinc metalloproteinase nas-1
Exons: 13
Coding region: 1-801 (266 amino acids)
Biological process (GO): proteolysis
Molecular function (GO): zinc ion binding; metalloendopeptidase activity
Source: RefSeq, a predicted model, not a curated record